AUGAAGGUGAUGUUUGUGAAUCGACAAGGGAAAGUAUCUAUGCCGGCUGGUCGCGCAAAAACUGAUACAGCUCACUUGCUUCCUGGGCCAUCACUUUAUAGAAGCGGGAAGGGCAAGGCAACAGAAUGUAAUAAAGGCCAGAUCAUCGGUUUGCUUCCCCUGGCGCAAAGAACUCGAUGGCACUGCGGAGUUUGUGGGAAAAGUUUAUCGUCCAAACGCUCAUACGACGAACACAUGAACAUUCAUAACGACGCUCGGCCGUUCGCAUGUGAGCACUGUGAUUAUGCAGCAGCAGCAAGUCAAAUGACCUUACGGAGGCACAAGCUUCGCAGCCACACUGCAAGACGUGAUUGGGGCUACAAGUGUCCGUACUGUUAUGAAGCCUACAUGGAGCCGGCAAGUUACCAGCAGCACAUACAGUCUCGACAUUUUGGACGAUCAGCAACAUUCGGUUGCCCUUAUAUGCAAUGCACGUUCCAGUCGAAAUGUUUCCGACAUUUUCGUGAACAUUUAGCCAAGCACAAUAGCUACGAAUCG
This is a messenger RNA of Ostertagia ostertagi, 537 nucleotides long. The record is from the annotation of a GenBank genome assembly. NCBI's taxonomy places the organism in Eukaryota, Metazoa, Nematoda, Chromadorea, Rhabditida, Trichostrongylidae.